AUGCUGUAUUCUUUCCGGCCCAUUGAGACGUUCAUCUGUGACUUCGGAGAUCCACACGACUUGCUGAGCAACAACGCCAUCGUUAGCUGCCACACAUAUUUCGAAUUCUCUGAAUUCCCACCUGUCAUAUGUCCACGCGUAGUCAACAACACCGAAUACGUCUGGCAUCCACAACCUACAAAGAUUGAGAACGGUUAUCAUAACGCAUACGUUGGUGGCAAUGGCAAAAUUCGUUCCGUCGCUAUUGCGGAAGUUGUCGUCACUGAUAGGCCUGUUGAAUUUGUUACAGUGCAAUCCAAUCCGUCGCAAAGUCGCCUGCACUUCGACAUACCAAGGAAUGAAUUCUACGUCAUCAACGAGCGUCGUCUGAUAUUCAUCUGUGGGCCCCGAGAUUUGUUCUUGUCAGAUAUAUUGCAGCGUCACCUGGACCGACUAGAGAGUGUCACACAAAUGAGGCAACUACUUUGGAACUCUGUAACACCAUUGGCUCAUGAAUUGGGGGUAAUUGGAAAGGGUCUGGGUAUAUUCUUCUUGUACAGAGGCGAGACGCAUCUGCCUCUUCAAGGUUGUGGCAGCCGACUUUCGCCACUGUUUAAUGCGGAUUAUGAAGUUACCGUGGAUCCCGUUACUGGUACGCGAUCAUGUGUAGUAGACCCUAUGUCGAAUGCUCGCAUCGGAUUUGUUUGCGAAGGCCGAAUUGAACCCGCGGAUUGCAUGAAGUCCCUCUUGGACACGGACGGUAAAAUCACGAUUCCCCAUAGACCACAUUUCUAUUGGAGUUUUGAUCAUCAUCGACCUUGGGUGGUGGCGCAAUAUUUUCAGAAAUUAGCAUUCCCGCCAUUCAAUGGGGAAUGCAAGUGCGUCGAUCCAGAAACAUCCCGCGUGAAGGCCAGGAUGGAGCUACGGUCUAAAACUGACUACGUCUGCGAUAUCGCAAGCAAAAUAUUUCGCCACCGUAUACACCCAAUACGUGGCCCUUGGUGCUCUGUAGUGUUACACCCAGGCAGCACAUUGACAAUAAGAUUCCCUAUAGAAAAUGGCGACACCGACCCCUCUCAAAAAGAUUCACCAGUAUCUAUACGCUCUCGCACUCCUCCUAAUUAUUUAUUCAAAACUGAAUUCCGGCCGAAAAACCUGAUGACGCUGAGACAACUUACAACAAUUUAUGAUGAUAUUUACAGAGACGUAAUCUACCAUAAGGUAAUCGCUGGCGAUGCCCUUGAGUGGGAUGCUUCCAAUAUUUCACGAGGAGAGAUAAAACUGAAAUACCGUGAAAACAAGCCGCUUACGUUAAUAAGGGGAUUGAAUUUGUUUUUUUAUCAUUGGACAUUGAAGGCGAUCAACAACUACGUAUUUGAUAAUAUUCGCGCUGUAGUGAAUGUGUCAUUCGCAUUUACACAUCACUACAAGACGGUUGGUUGCGACCGUGCGUCACAUAAAGUAUUCGAUUCGGAAAUCAGCAAAAUGUAUUGCUCAACUAAACGGUGGAGUAACACUAUUGGACAAACAUACGAGUGCACAUACAACAAACAAUCGAGCAUUUUGUGGGCUGGUAUACACUGCCUACCGGACGAAGUGCUCAUGCCAGAUAAUUGUGACUCCACGGGAUACGAUCUUAAAUCCAAUCGCAUCACGCCACUUGCUGGAUCUUUGAAGACAGUGAUGAUGAAGCGUAUCCUUGGAUUUCAGUUAUUAAGACUUGACUUUCGAAAUAAUAGACCCUUCAGCUAUGCUUGCGUCUGCGUCGAUAAACGAGGAUACGAAAAAUCUAGAAUAGUAUUCGAUCAGAGUCUAAGCGACCGUAAAACGUACACCGUACGUCACAAAGAUGCACCCAAAAUUUUAGUUACCCAUAUGCUGGUGCCUUUGAGUGAACUAGGAUUGCCAGGUGGCCGAACUACCCCACCCGAAUUGCUUAUGAUACAGUAUAUCCCACGGGUGCCCAUAACACUGCAUGUAGGCACCUCGUUGAUCAUAAGCUGUAAUAUUGAACGUGAGGCGCAGUACGAUUCAAAUAACUUGAGGAUACGACCAAUGUGGCUGCCACGACUGCAUGAGUAUCAUCAUUAUACUGCAAAUUAUAUGGCAGAUAGGUCUGCGCUAGUUCACACGUCGCACAGCGAUUCACUUGCUACUACCCCAGGUGGCUUCGAAGUCCAUACAAUGAUGUCAACGCCUGCCGUCCAUGAAUUGGGCUUCAAAUCAAAUAGAGGCGGCAUUAUUAUAUCUAAGAAUCCGAUUCACAUAGAUUUUGUGCCCAUGACUUUUGUCUGCGGUAAAUAUCCUAAACCGUCAGAUUUUAUCACUAUCAAUAGUGAAGUAUCCUCGCCGUCGACUGGCAAUAUCGUACGAUCAUCGGUAAGAUACACGUGGCACGUCGUUGAGAUACACGUCGAAACCACUGACCCGUACAUGCAAGGCUGCGGAGUUACUUACGAAUCGGAUGAGCUGUUUAAACCUGAGACACCCCAACUGUACGACGCUUCCGGACGACAAAUCGGUUGCAAGAUCGACAUUCAGAAUGCUAAAGAAGCGGCGUUCUACUGCCCAGCACCGUACGUCCUGGACCCACCCAACUGCUUCGACCAGAUCUGGGUGAACGGUGAAGUGAAGAACGUAAGCUAUGUCAGCAAGUCGUUUGUAGCAUCUCGGAGUAAUCACUUUGUUAUACUGCGGUUCGACAGUGAACUCAUUGGACCCGGCGAAACGCUGCGCCAGACGCCGCCGUUGGAGUGUCGCUGCGUCACCAUCAAGGGGGUCAUUUUAUCCACCAUCCAGAUCGAGAACUACUACGCCAAGUAA
This is a messenger RNA of Babesia bigemina, 2802 nucleotides long. RefSeq lists its product as hypothetical. Bases 1 to 2802 code for a protein of 933 amino acids. Lineage: Eukaryota; Apicomplexa; Aconoidasida; Piroplasmida; Babesiidae. The record is from RefSeq and is a predicted model, not a curated record. The transcript has a single exon.